Messenger RNA from Saccharomyces paradoxus, 822 nucleotides. It is a transcript of the gene PER33, whose product is annotated as Per33p. The record is from RefSeq and is a predicted model, not a curated record. The transcript has a single exon. NCBI's taxonomy places the organism in Eukaryota, Fungi, Ascomycota, Saccharomycetes, Saccharomycetales, Saccharomycetaceae. Gene Ontology annotation, biological process: endoplasmic reticulum tubular network organization; membrane organization. The coding region runs from base 1 to 822 and encodes 273 amino acids. Gene Ontology annotation, cellular component: membrane; endoplasmic reticulum.
AUGACAGUUCCCAGGAAUCGUCCCAUGGCGCCAUUUGGCACCAUCAUUAAAUCAAGAAUAAAACAACCCCAGUUUUAUUGGUUCAUAGGCCAUUUUUUAACAAUCUUUAACUUUAUACAAUUUCAUCUUUCAAUCACGUCCAAACAAAACCAAUUGUCAUGCUAUAGGAGAUCAUUAUUCUACAUAUCCAUCACAUAUGCCAUUGUGCUUUACCAGUUUUUCAAAAGUGACCAGUUGAAGUUCAAUUUUACGCUUUUGCGACAAGAGAUCAAGAAAUUGGAUAAUUUGCAGUAUUUUGCCAUGUUAUUCAUACUUUUUAUUUUAUCACAGUUCAACAUCAUAAUCAGUGGCUCGUUAUACAGCCCCGUUAUCUUUUCAAUCUUUCACUUCCUAAACUACUUCAAGGAAAACCUUUUGCCAUUUUUGCCCUUGAUACCACUUAAUUUAAAAAAUUUGUUGAACUCUAAAAUUACAGUAUUCAUCCAAAACUACAAUGGAUUUUUCUUACAAAUGGCCCAGGUAUUUGAAAUUAUCUGCGGAUUACGUGUGGGCCUCUUCCUAGUGCCCUUCAAUUUGUUCCUGUUAUUGGCAAGAAGAGCAAGCGUGUCGUUUGAGGUAGUGGGCACGACGUUGGCGGGGUUAACGUAUGUAUGGUUUUUCAAAUUAAGGUACUUACAAAGUGAAUCUAUGAGACAGAUAUUUAAACAGUAUGUUCUUAGGUUGGAUGCAUAUGUCAGCCGUACUUUGCCCCCAUACUGUGCCCGUCUAUGGAACGGCUAUAAGAAUCUCGUCAUGGCAGUGUUUUGGAAGAUACCUGUGUAA